AUGGAAGUCACAGUGAUACUAGUAUUGACUGUAAGAAUACUUGUUUGCAAAACUGUGACUGCCUUGGAUUCGACUUUCUGUUUGACAAUCAGACUGGAUGCCGAUUUUGGAGUGUGGACUGUGAAUUCAUUGAAGACCGCACUCAACCUGAAUAUUAUUGGUUACUCCCUAGGUGCAACGCAUAAAUGGAUUUGGAUUGGGGUUGCUAUUAGUGCUGCUCUAGUGGUAAUGGCCUUUUCCAUCUUGUGCUAUCUACGAAGAAGAGGAGGAAAAUCUAAACUUUCAGGUGAGGGUGAGAUCGACCAGAAUCAAUUUCUCAACGUCAGGAACUCUAGGAGGCCUACUGAUUUGAAUGGACUUCAAAAUGAUGGAAAGAUGGGACAUGAUUUGAGCGUAUUUAGCUAUGCAUCUGUAAUGGCUGCCACAAUCAACUUCGCUGAAGAAAACAAGCUUGGAGAAGGGGGCUUUGGACCUGUUUAUAGGGGAAAAUUGGCAACGGGACAAGAAGUAGCUGUGAAGAGGCUUUCAAAAUGUUCAGGGCAAGGAACAUUAGAGUUUAAGAAUGAAUUGAUCCUCAUACAUGAACUUCAACAUACAAACCUUGUCCAGCUUUUUGGAUUUUGCAUUCACGGUGAAGAGAGGAUGUUGAUAUAUGAGUACAUGCCAAACAAAAGUCUGGACUACUUUUUAUUUAAUUCAAUCAGAGGUAUUUUUCUAGACUGGAGCCAGCGUUUCAGCAUAAUUGAAGGAAUCACUCAAGGAUUGAUUUAUUUGCACAAAUUCUCAAGAACAAGAGUAAUUCAUAGAGAUCUAAAAGCUAGUAAUGUACUACUUGAUGAAAAUAUGAACCCAAAAAUUUCAGAUUUUGGUAUGGCAAGGAUUUUCUCCAUUAAUGACCUGGAAGCAAAUACUAGUAGGAUUGUUGGGACACGUGGUUACAUGCCUCCUGAGUAUGCAAUGGAAGGAAUUUUCUCUACAAAAUCUGAUGUCUACAGUUUUGGAGUGUUAGUGCUUGAAAUCAUAAGUGGUAGGAGAAAUAAUAGCUUCUACAAUGAUGAUCGAGCCAUCAAUUUAGUAGGAUAUGCAUGGGAGUUGUGGAAAGAAGGCACAGGGCUACAACUAAUGGAUCCAAAAUUAGCUGAUUCGUGUACUAACAAGGAUCAACUGUUAAGAUGCGUUCAAGUUGGUCUUCUAUGCGUGGAGGAUAGUGCAGCGAAUCGACCUACCAUGUCAGAUGUGCUCUCCGCGUUGACAAAUGAAAGCUCACGAUUACCUGCACCUACAAAGCCAGCAUUUUCUACAGAGAGGCAUGCGGUCACCAGUAGUAUGGUUGAAAAGGAACCACAAAUUUUAUCUGUAAAUGAUCUGACCAUUUCUGAUUGUGAUGGACGUUAA
Molecule: messenger RNA, 1395 nt
Organism: Rosa chinensis
Lineage: Eukaryota; Viridiplantae; Streptophyta; Magnoliopsida; Rosales; Rosaceae
Product: G-type lectin S-receptor-like serine/threonine-protein kinase At1g67520
Exons: 7
Coding region: 1-1395 (464 amino acids)
Biological process (GO): protein phosphorylation
Molecular function (GO): protein kinase activity; ATP binding
Source: RefSeq, a predicted model, not a curated record